UCAGAGGCACCCAGAAAAAUGAAGCCGACCCAGCCCUGGCCCGAGGGCCGACGGGCAAGGGCGGAGGUGCAGCGGCGGCUCGGCCGCAGUUCGCUGUAACGUGAGCCCGGCUGCGGCGGAAGGGCGAUCAGGGGUUGGCUCUAAGCGGAGGGGAGGCGGAGGAGACACGCGCUUUGUCCUCCGCUGCCAAGGUCCCCAAGGAGGUGAAAUUGGAGCAGAGCCUCCAAGGACACAAGAGACGCCAAGGAAGGAAGGACUCCGCAGAACCAGCAGACGUCCUCAGGAGCCGCUCAACCCAGCACAGGAGCGGGAAUCCCAGCCAGGGCCGAGUGUCCACUCGGGAACCUUCGGCGGCGAUCGGCAGCCCCUCCUUCACCUCCAACCACCGCCUCGGGCCCCCCAGCCUAGCCGGAAACAGCCGAGCGGAUCCGGAAAUAGCCGACAGGACCCGGAAGCGGGCAGCGCAGUCACCAGGGAGUGCGGGAAUCCGCCGUUUGAGCUGAGGCGAUGGCGGCAGCUGCGCCCGCAGCCCCAGGCGAGGACAGGAGGCUGCAGCGGCCGGGGGCCGCGCUGGACCCCCAGCCGCCAGAGGGGGCAAAGGUUGAGGCAGAGUCAGAUGAGCUCUGCCGGCUUCGGACUGAGCUGGCAGGCGCCCUGGCAGAAAUGGAGACCAUGAAGGCUGUGGCUGAGGUGAGCGAGAGCACGAAGGCUGAAGCAGUGGCUGCAGUGCAGCGGCAGUGCCAAGAGGAGGUGGCCUCCCUGCAGACCAUCCUGAAAGACUCCAUCAGCAGCUAUGAGGCUCAGAUCACAGCCCUGAAGCAGGAGCGGCAACAGCAGCAGCAGGACUUCGAGGAGAAGGAGCGAGAGCUGGGCCACCUUAAGCAGCUGCUGGCCCGGGCCCAUCCCCUGGACUCCUUGGAGAAGCAAAUGGAAAAGGCCCACGAGGACUCGGAGAAGCUGCGGGAGAUUGUGCUGCCCAUGGAGCAGGAGAUUCAGGAGCUGAAGGCCAAGCUGCUGAGGGCGGAGGAGCUGAUCCAAGAGAUCCAGAGACGUCCCAGGCCGCCCCCUGCCCUGCAUGGCUCCACAGAGUUACUGCCGCUGUCAAGGAACCCGUCUCCUCCGCUGGAGCCCCUGGAGGAGCUGAGUGGAGACGGGGGUGCAGCAGCUGAGGCCUUUGCCCGCAACUGUGAUGACAGCGCGUCCAUCUCCUCCUUCUCCCUUGGCGGGGCUGGCAGCAGUGGCUCCCUGCCCCGCAGCCGCCAGGGCCUGAGCCCUGAGCAGGAAGAGACGGCCUCUCUGGUGUCUACUGGCACCCUGGUUCCUGAGGGCAUCUACCUGCCCCCUCCUGGUUACCAGCUGGUGCCAGACACCCAGUGGGAGCAGCUGCAGGUGGAGGGGCGGCAGCUACAGAAGGACCUGGAAAAUGUCAGCCGUGAGCGGGACGAGUUGCAAGAAGGCCUGAGAAGGAGUAAUGAGGACUGCGCCAAGCAGAUGCAGGUGCUCCUGGCUCAGGUCCAGAACUCAGAGCAGCUGCUACGGACACUGCAGGGGACUGUGAGCCAGGCCCAGGAGCGCGUGCAGCUGCAGAUGGCAGAGCUGGCCUCUUCCCACAAGUGCCUGCGCCGUGAGGUUAAGCGGCUAAAUGAGGAAAACCAAGAUCUCCGGGCUGAGCAGCUGCCAUCAGCAACCCCCCAGGGCUCAGAGCAAUACCAGGGCAAGGAAGAGACUCUGCCUGGCUCUGUUCAGGAGCUGCAGCAACUGGUCCGGCGCACACGGCAGGAGGCGCGGGCCCGGCAGCAGACUCAGGAGCACGAGGCUGAGCGUCUGCGCAUCGAGGUUGUGACACUGCGGGACGCGCUGGAGGAGGAGACGGCGUCCAGGGCCAGCCUGGAGGGGCAGUUAAGGAUGCAGCGGGAGGAGACAGAAGUGUUCCAGGCCUCCCUGUGCAGCCUGAGGACAGAGGUGGAGCGGCUCCAGGAGGAGCAUGGCAAGGCCCAGCUCACAGACCUCCUCUCUGAGCAGAGGGCCAAGGCACUGCGGCUGCAGGCUGAGCUGGAGACCAGCGAACAUGUGCAGAGGGACUUUGUGCGACUGUCCCAGGCCCUGCAGGUGCGCCUGGAGCGGAUCCGCCAGGCUGAGACUCUGGAGCAAGUGCAUAGCAUCAUGGACGAGGCACCCCUGCGGGAUGUCAGGGACAUCAAGGACACCUGAAGGGCCAGACCAGAAGCCACCCCACCCUGAGCUCUCCCACCGGGAGGAAGACUGCCCUCACCCAGACCUGUGAGGCCUGGGCUGCGGGGACCCUGGGUGUUGUCCUCACUGUUUCCAAGCCUAGGGGUCCUUCCACCUGGUGCCUCCUCCCAGGGUGGCCGGGCCUGAUGCUCUCAGGGAUGACACCUGGGCGAGGGGCCCAGCCCCUCCUGGAACCAAAGGUGCAGGCUGAGCCCUGUGGCUUUCUGGCUGCCAUGCUGUCUCCUGGGCUUUCCCACUCCAUCCCACCAGCCAGCCCAGAACAUGUCACAACCUGAGGCCUGGCCCAUGGGCUGUC
Molecule: messenger RNA, 2548 nt
Organism: Castor canadensis (American beaver)
Lineage: Eukaryota; Metazoa; Chordata; Mammalia; Rodentia; Castoridae
Gene: Rabep2
Product: rabaptin, RAB GTPase binding effector protein 2
Biological process (GO): endocytosis
Cellular component (GO): intracellular membrane-bounded organelle
Molecular function (GO): growth factor activity; GTPase activator activity
Source: RefSeq, a predicted model, not a curated record